AUGGCGACGAAAAUAAAUGCUGAGCUCAGCUCGGUCAAGAAGAGAUUGAAUUUAGAUGCUGAGAAGUUCGUGGAGGAUGCGAUUGACCCCCAUGAAGUACCUGACCCUAAGCAGAAUGAAGAAACAGCAAUGGACUUGGAUGAGGUUACAGACUUUGCUCCAAAGGCUGCAAAUUAUAUUACUCUGGAUUUGACUUGUGGUGAAAAUGAGUGUCGACUGGCAGUAGAUACAGUGGAAAAUAUAGUUGCCAUUGCAAAAGUCAUUGAUGUCGGUGGUGAGUCAAGCAAUCAGCUACUACAUGGUGUGCCAUUGGGCGAAAACAACGUGCGCGUUUCAGUUAUACGGGCUAUUAAAGGUGAUGCCCUGGUACCGAUUCCAGUGAGGGAUGAGAUUUUAACCGUGGACGAUGCGGUUGGGAGCUGUGUUGCCUGGCCUAAGGACCUGGUUGUUACACAUGGAGCAAAGGAUGUUACUGCAACAACUGAAACAAAAAAACCAAAACGUGGUUAUGGCAGGAAGAAACCAAUUCAACGCAUUCAGGACAAUGAAGAUCUGGAUAAUUUGCCCCCGAAUAUGCCGAUGGCAUUAAUUGACUUAUGCAAUUGGGCAAACACUUUUCUUAAGGAAGGGAAGACAGUGAACACUGUGUUUCAAGCAGAUCUUUUUGGACAUCCAAAGAAAGCAUAUAUAUGCAGAGCUGAUGUUUACGCCACAGCCCACAAAAAAGAAGUAUCGAACGGUGCUCUUUUCUUCUACAUGAUCUACUUGAAUAAAGUAUUAAAGCAGAACAAGAUGGAGGAUAUGAUGCGGUUUGUCGACUCUGAUAAAGUCAGUGCAAUUGGAAGUGGAACUCCCACAGCGAGGUCUCGUGAUCUGUCUGUUAUGUACAAGAAUGGGAAGCCUGGGCAGAUCUAUUUGAUUCCAUAUAACACAGGUCAACACUGGACCUUGACGAUUGUGAACCCGGAAUUGGAAACCGCACGCUAUAUGGAUCCACUGAAAAGGCGCCUGGAUGGAAGUGAAUGGCCUGCUAUUGUCACUGACUCCAUAAAAAUGUACAAAGGCCUACUGAAGAAGCAGCCUGGAAAGAAGAAAGCAUCUCCUUGGAAGCCUCUACUUGGUGCUCCGAUACAAAGAUAUGAUGUGAGUUGUGGAUAUUACGUCAUGCGCUACAUGAAGGAAAUUUUGGAGGACGACAACAUUGACCUUGAUAAAAAGUGGGGAACUAGGGCUGGUCUGACUUACACAGCUGAGGAAAUUGAUGUGAUUCGAGGAGAGUGGGCAGAGCAUGUGCUAUAG
Fragaria vesca subsp. vesca is the source of this 1299-nucleotide messenger RNA. RefSeq lists its product as uncharacterized. Lineage: Eukaryota; Viridiplantae; Streptophyta; Magnoliopsida; Rosales; Rosaceae. Bases 1 to 1299 code for a protein of 432 amino acids. Gene Ontology annotation, molecular function: cysteine-type peptidase activity. The record is from RefSeq and is a predicted model, not a curated record. The transcript is spliced from 8 exons. Gene Ontology annotation, biological process: proteolysis.